Polistes canadensis is the source of this 3411-nucleotide messenger RNA. It is a transcript of the gene Gycalpha99B, whose product is annotated as head-specific guanylate cyclase. The transcript has 11 exons. Gene Ontology annotation, cellular component: guanylate cyclase complex, soluble. Gene Ontology annotation, molecular function: heme binding; guanylate cyclase activity. The record is from RefSeq and is a predicted model, not a curated record. Lineage: Eukaryota; Metazoa; Arthropoda; Insecta; Hymenoptera; Vespidae. Bases 1007 to 3085 code for a protein of 692 amino acids. Gene Ontology annotation, biological process: response to oxygen levels; cGMP biosynthetic process.
CGGAGUCGGUGCUGUUCGUUGCGCCUCGGUCAAUUCGCGAACAGUAUGGCGCUACGCGCUCCGACACGACAUCGUACGCGAUACGUACUCUAGACAUUCUAACCUCCAUCCCGAGGACGACGCGUCAACCCUGCACCACUUCCACUGGUUACCGUUUUGUCAAUUAAAACCAGCUAGUUUGACAAGAGCGCAUUUGAACUUUCCCUUUAAACGGACACUAUCCAAUUCUUAUGACUCUCGAAACACAUAAAAAGGGAAAAAAGAGGAACAAUUGAAAAUUGAAAAGGAGGGAACGUUGGAGUCGAGUACACAAAGAGACCACAAGUUUAGUGGCUUGCGUGAAACCGCGUGCACGACGUCGAAUCGGGCUGUGGUCGAGCAAGAUAUUGCUCUCCAAGGAAUACUAAUCGCUUUGCGGUAAUAACUAGAGGCUUUGAACUAUAUACCUACACGCUGUCUCUCUCUUUUUCUCUUUGUAUUAAUUUUGAAAGAGAGAAUGUAAUCACCACGAUGAUCAUAUCGUUUUUUUGAAUGAAUUAUAUGUAUUUAGAAUCGAGAAAGAGAAGACGAUGUUAUGUUAAGGAAAGACGAAAAGAAUUUUCGAGCUAAAAAGAAUCGUUUCAAUUCUGGUGUUGAUUCUAGCGUUGUGGGAAACGCGAUGUGAGACAACCACGGACUGGUAGAUAAGAGUGGAAAACGAUAAAAUCGAGGAAGGCGCGGAAAGAAAACUGGAGUGAGAAGGGUAGGUAGAGUCUAGAGACAGCGCCGGUGGCGGUAGCAGUAGGGGUAGUAGUGGUAGUGGUGGUGCUUCUGCUGCUACUACUGGUGGUGGUAGUGGAGCAGCCGGUAGUGGUGGAGGCGUGCAAAGUUAUCGUGGAACAGCUGACCGGCGAUAAACGCGUCGUGGCACGUGGUAUGUCGCGAGAUAAUUAACGGCCGAAAUUUUUCAUCGGCAUCGAGGAUCAAAGUACCUUUUUCUAUCGGCAAGCCGAUUCUACUUUACAAAAUGGCAUGUCCAUUUUCAAGAGCACACACCACGGAGUUCGAGCCGUCGGACGACGAACGGGACAUUAGCAAAUCGACGAGGAUCUCCAAAGAGAGAAGCAAACCCUCUAGACAGUCCUCCGUGCAAAUAGCCUGCUCUCUUCUAGGAGAGGACAAUGACGACAUCGAGAACACGCAAACGCUCAAUCUGAAGCACCUCAGAGCCGCGGUCCUCGUCUUGACAAACCCUUCGAACGAUGUGGUUGCAAUAGCUUUGGAAGCCCUUUUGAAAAACGAAGUGUCUCUUCCGAUCUCUACAUCCCUAGAUAAACUAAUUUACAAUGUGGACACGGAGGAAAACUACAACUUGUUGGAAGAUAUAUAUGAAACAUUAAAUUACAACUGUGAAGUCAACGUAGAAGCAUUUCUCGAUGAUCUAGGACAAGAAUUGAUCAAUACCGCAUGCGUUGGCCUUCUUAGGCGAGCUUUUCGAUGCCUUGGGAACGAUCUGACAGCUUUCCUGACAACUCUCGACGGCGUCAACGACGUCGUUCAACAUCAGUCUGGCUUGGAUAACGAGGCCGAGUUCGUGUGCAUCGCGACACCGGAAGGAUUGGAGUUACAUUUCACAACCGAUUACCCGUCCGUCGCCUAUCUUCUCGUUGGCAGCCUCAAGGGCAUCGCCAGACAGUUUUAUAAUGACAAAGCUAAUGUGUGCAUAUUGCCAGAUCCUUAUAAUUCCAAAUUUUUUAGAUAUCGCAUCAUUCCAGAACGGUAUAGUGAUCGAAUCGACGACGAUUCCGACGUAGUCACGCCAGACUAUUUCCGUCCACUUUCCACCGAGGCCAGAGACCUUCGCUUGGGGGUGGCAAGCUUUUGCAAAGCUUUCCCAUGGCACUUCGUCGUCGAUAGAAACUUCGAGUUUGUCCAGCUGGGUGUUGGCUUUAUGAAAAUCUUUGGUCAUUAUUUGGAUCGCCUUGGAAGGGAAAUAUCGACGUACUUUGCGUUCACUCGACCACACGGGAUUACUUUGACCUUUCAAGAGAUUCUGAAGCGCGCGAACACGCCAUUUGUUCUAACGUUACAAAGGCCACACGGUGCUGAGAAAUAUCCUGCUGAGGGUUUGGAAAUGAAGGGCCAAAUGGUUCACUGUCCGGAAUCAGAUUCAAUUUUAUUCGUGAGUUCACCGUUCCUUAACGGAUUAGAUGGUCUCACAGGAAGAGGUCUUUUUAUUUCUGAUAUACCAUUGCACGAUGCGACGAGAGACGUUAUCUUAGUGGGCGAGCAAGCGAGGGCUCAGGAUGGCUUGAGAAGACGCAUGGAUAAACUAAAAAGCUCUAUAGAGGAAGCUAAUAGAGCGGUCGAUGCUGAAAGAGAAAAGAAUGUUAGUCUACUUCAUCUUAUAUUUCCACCAGAUAUAGCGAAACGUUUAUGGUUAGGUGAAACGAUCGAAGCAAAAAUGUAUUCGAACGUGACGAUGCUUUUCAGCGAUAUUGUUGGAUUCACGGCUAUUUGUUCGACAGCAACUCCAAUGAUGGUUGUCAAUAUGCUUCAAAAUCUUUACGAACAAUUUGAUAUAUUUUGUGGACAAUUGGACGUAUACAAGGUAGAAACAAUAGGCGAUGCUUAUUGCGUGGCGUGUGGUUUACAUCGAAAUACAAACACUCAUGCACAACAAAUUGCCUGGAUGGGCUUAAAAAUGAUACAAACGUGUACUCAACAUUUAACGCACGAAGGAAAACCUAUCAAGAUGCGUAUUGGUAUUCAUACCGGAAUGGUUUUGGCUGGUGUAGUUGGUAAAAAAAUGCCUAGGUAUUGUCUCUUCGGGCACAAUGUAACGCUGGCUAACAAAUUUGAAUCCACGAGCGAGCCAUUGAGAGUUAAUGUCAGUCCUACAACGUAUUUACACUUAAUUAAAACAUCAGGAUUCAUUUUGGAACCGCGGACCAAGAAUAAUUUACCGAAAGAAAUGCCAGCAAACACACCAGGGACCUGUUACUUUCUCAACGGUUACCAACAUAGUGACAUUGAUGCAAGAGAAUCUUUGAAUACUCAUAUCCAAGCUGCGAUUACAGAACUUGGAAUUUGCAAUGACACAUAAAAAUCUUUUUAAAAGAACAAAGAAAAAAAGAAAGGAAUCUUACGAGAUGACACACGCAUCAGCUAGCCUCUUCUCUCUAUGAACUUUUCUAAUGAUUUCUUUCGAAAAACAAAAUCGAGAAAUAAAUAAAUGACAAAUUAAUCGACUUUAAUCAGAAAGCUAAGCGCGAAGGUGCUAUACCGAUGUCGGGCUUCAGGUAUGACAACGGUACAAAAGUCCAAUGAAAAAUCCUAUGUCGAUACUAUUUAUACGCAGAGUUUUAGGUUGAAAAAAUAAUUAUAUACUUAUGAACAAUACGACAAGUAAACUCUAUGACGAAUUAAAUA